Messenger RNA from Morchella importuna, 570 nucleotides. RefSeq lists its product as uncharacterized. Gene Ontology annotation, molecular function: RNA binding. The record is from RefSeq and is a predicted model, not a curated record. NCBI's taxonomy places the organism in Eukaryota, Fungi, Ascomycota, Pezizomycetes, Pezizales, Morchellaceae. The transcript is spliced from 9 exons. Bases 1 to 570 code for a protein of 189 amino acids.
AUGGUGGGAUUCGGAAGGUUCUUGGGCUUGUGGGAUGCCGCAAUUCACGUUUCAAGUCAUAACGAGAGAUCUCAAGAGAUAUACCUAGAGCCUAAGAAUCGACCUUCUUUGCAACAACCCAAUACUUACGAUUUUUUCCCUUUUUGGAUACGUUCAGUUUGUUUCGGUGUCCGUACGGAAUUCGAUAACCUCGCAACUAUGUCAAAACUAUUUGUUGGAGGCCUUGCCUGGCACACCGAUGAUGGAACUCUGAGGGCCAAAUUCGAGGAAUUUGGUACUGUCGAAGAGGCGGUCGUCGUCAAGGAUCGUGAUACCGGAAGGUCUCGUGGAUUUGGAUUUGUCAGAUUCACCAACGAUGAUGAUGCCACCAGUGCAAUGAACGCCAUGAACGAUGUUGAAUUUGACGGCCGUAGAAUCCGUGUUGAUAAGGCCACUGAUCGCCGUGCAGGAGGUGGUGGAGGUGGUGGAGGUGGAUACGGCGGAGGUGGAUACGGCGGCGGUCAAGGCGGAUACGGCGGCGGGGGCGGAGGUUACGGCGGCGAUAGUUACGGCAGCUCCAGUGGUUAUUAG